UCCAAUCCUACGCUGGUUGUGCUUUCAGGGAGCGGGUGGUAAUUUUACAAAUGUGCGUUGAUUACGAAGUACGUAAGCGUGAUCAAAAUUGAAAGUAAAUCCUAUCACAGAUUUUCAUCUGUCUCCAAAAUCAAUUUAUUACAAAAUUAUACCACUUUAUCUGCUGUGAGCUGGUACACAUAAAUCGAAAAUCCAAUGGAGGACUAUCUUCAAUAUAUUGGUGGCACAGUAGGUAUAGCAGCAUUAACUGGAGCUGCUGCUGCUACUGCUAUCUACAUGGCUUACUCACCAACACCCAUAUCUCCACCAGUGGACAUAGAUGACCAAUCUUGUGAAAUUCCUAAUUCUGGUGGAGCCAGACAGUCACGACUUGCUCCUCCUGGUGGAUUUACAAGUUUCCUCUAUGAAGAUGCAAAGACACUUUAUGAAAUGAUGCAAAGAGGCAAUAAAAUUUCUGGAAAUGGCAACUGCUUGGGUUACAAAAUUUCCAAAACUGAAUAUGCAUGGGCUUCUUAUAAAGAGGUGAUUGAAAGAUCCAGCAAUGUUGCAUCAGGCUUGGUGCAUAUAGGAAUGGAACCUGGACAAAGUUCAUUUAUAGGAAUUUACUCACAGAAUUCAGUUGAGUGGAUUCUAACUGAACAAGCUUGUUAUAACCAAUCUACUGUGAUAGUGCCAUUGUAUGAUACUCUUGGACCACAUGCUUGCACUUUCAUUAUAAACCAAGCGGAAAUAAAAUUUGUUAUCUGUGAUAAAGAAGAAAAGGCUAAAUCUCUUUUGGAGAAAAGUGAAGAUACACCUUGCCUAAAGCACAUCAUUGUUGUAAAUGGCUACAGUAAUGAAACCAAACAAAUUGCUAUUGAGAAAGGUGUUCAGUUAAAUACUCUGAAAGAAAUAGAGGAAUUGGGAGCCCAGCAUCCUGCAGAAGUGAUGCCACCUAAGCCAGAGGAUAUUGCUACUGUUUGCUAUACAAGUGGCACUACUGGUGAUCCUAAAGGUGUAAUGUUAACACAUGCUAACAUAAUUAUUGAUGCCUGUGCUGUCAUUGAACAAUUAGGUGAGUAUGCACCUAAUAAGGAUGAUGUAAUGAUGUCAUUUUUACCACUGGCUCACAUGUUGGAAAGAUUAUGCGAGGUGACUGUAUAUAUCAACGGUGGAAGCUUGGGUUUCUUUGGUGGUGAUGUUAGAACAUUAAUGGAUGACCUUAGAGCUCUUAGGCCAACAAUCAUGCCUGCUGUUCCUCGCUUGCUUAAUCGAAUUUAUGAUAAGGUUAUUGCUGGAGUAAACAGUAGCUUGUUAAAAAAAUUGAUUUUUAAGUUGGCUAUGAGAAUGAAACAGAGUGAGCUUGAAAAAUUGAUUAUAAGGAAUAAUAGUAUAUGGGAUCGGGUUGUUUUCAAGCCUGUAAGAGAAGGAAUGGGAGGUAGAAUGCGCCUCCUUGUCUGUGGUUCAGCUCCUUUAGCUGGCAAUGUUCUGACCUUCAUUCGUUGUGCUCUUGGCUGUGUGGUUGUUGAAGGCUAUGGUCAAACUGAAUGUGUUGCCCCUUGUACAUUGAAUAUUCAAGGUGAUUACUCUGUUGGUCAUGUUGGUCCUCCAAUAUCUUGUUGCCACAUUAAACUUGUAGAUGUACCAGAAAUGGAAUAUUAUGCAAAAGAUAAGAAAGGAGAGAUUUGUAUCAAAGGUUUGAAUGUCUUCAAAGGCUACUUUAAAGAUGAGCAAAAAACCAAAGAAACUAUAGAUUCUGAUGGCUGGUUGCAUACAGGAGACAUUGGAAUGUGGCUACCAAAUGGAAGUUUGAAAAUAGUUGACCGAAGGAAACACAUCUUCAAACUUGCCCAAGGAGAAUAUAUAGCACCUGAGAAAAUAGAAAAUAUUUAUUUGUCUAGUCAAUAUGUUAGCCAGAUAUUUGUCCAUGGCGAAAGUUUACAGAGCUGCUUGGUUGCAGUUAUUGUACCAGAUAAAGAAGUUUUGACAUCUUGGUGCAAGGAGAAGGGUAUUGAAGGUAGUUGGGAAGAGAUUUGUAGAAACAAAGCAAUAAAGGAGUUAAUUUUAAAUGACAUUACCCGCUUGGGGAAGAAAGCUGGGUUGAAAUCCUUUGAGCAGGUGAAAGACAUUUAUGUACAUUCUGGAAUGUUCACAGUUGAUAAUGGACUUCUUACUCCUACACUCAAAACAAAGAGGCCUGACUGUAGAAAGUGCUUUAUGGACGUUAUCGAAUCCAUGUAUCGACUCAUGGGAUAAAGUAGUUUUGUGCUUGUAUAUCUAAGAAUCUCUGAGAGACGGUGUAUUCAUGCUAGUUGUAAGCGUAAGCUACAAUGGACCAAUUGAGUCUUCAAGGGAAAUACUCUGCUUGGAUGAAAUAUCAAACUCAUACUGCAAUCAGAGUCUUUAUUGAUUUACAUUUACUUUUCCCUACUAUAUCAAAACAUGUUUCGCACUGGUGUUAGUAAGAAUUGAUGAAUGUUCGAUGGAUCAUCCAAAACUUCAAUGGAAACUCAUGUUUUGCACAUUCCAAGAAAUAAGUGAAAAGUGUAUCUAUUUAAAUUGCUUAAAAAUGUGAUUCAUCAAGGCUAAUUGGUCGUAAUAACUUAUUAUGUGGGUUUCCUUUAAUUUGGCAUUUUAUCAAAACCUUCAUUAUGGGUGCUGGUUUAUUCUUGCAUUCAUUGUGAUUAUCACAGUAUUUACUUUCCAAUCUGAAACUCAUCCAGUGAGACUACUAUGUUGAUCGUGUUUGUUUUUCAGAGUUUCGUUUUAUUGUAAUUAAAUGUAUGCUAAAUAAGGUCAUUGUAAAUCGAAUUUUCCUAAUCUUUUACUGAAGAAAUACUCAUCUGAUUGAUUUAUAUGAAGCUUGACUUCAAAGUGAUGUAUUCAAGAAUACUGGCUAUGUUAUACAAAUGAUGAAAUAUCAAAUGCAACAGCUGAGCUGUUUCAAUCCAAACUAUUCUCAUUUAAUGGAUUACUUGUUCAUUCUUUUUCUUCCAAUCAUUACAUUGCUUUUAUUCAUUGCUAAUGUAACAUUGUUAUUUAUUGUAAACUUCAAAGACUGUCCUUUACUGAAAAUAUACAUAUGUAAUGUACAGUUCUACACUAUUUUGGGAGUGGGAUAUAUUUUUUUUUUUCUCUUCCAAAAUUAUUAGCAUACUUUUUUUUCCCCCCAUAUCAAACAAUAUGUUUGUUAACAUAUAAAAUGUAGAGUACUCUGUUUUAUAUUAACUUUCAUUAUUUAAAAUACUUUCUUUCAUUUUUUUUAAUAUAUGCUUUUAUUGAAUUAGGGGAUAAUUACUUUUUUUAAGUUUAAUUUCUCUUUGUUUUGGCUAAUUAUGAUUUUGUAGCUUUCUUGAGAUCUAAAAAGGCUGUUAUUCUUUUCAAUUCAGUUUAAAAUACUCUGCUUUUGAUAGUAUGUUUAUAUUGCUGUUAGCAUCAUUAUAGUUUGCAUUUUAACUAUCAUAUUUCACUUAACAUGCUUAUAAUUUGCUAGGGAAUUUAAACUUUAACCAUCCUUGGUUAUCUUCAUCUUUAAACUUUCAAACAAUUAUAAGAAUGGCGUUAAAAAGGAAAACAUUUUUUUUAAUUCCUUAUAUUUUUAUUUUUAAUAUUCCUUUAAAUAAAAUAUUCUGCUUACAAAGAUUUUACAAAAUUAUCUUUUCAUCAUCUUUAUUUCUGCUUAAUUAUUUUAAUGUCUUUAACCGGUGACAUUGUACAAACUGUAUAAAGAGUAGACCAAGGAUGAAUGUUAAUGAAAAUGCAAUUUUUUUUUUUGUUUUGUAUUGGUUUUGUGUUCUUGUUAUUUUUUAAAAUUAAUAUAAUGGAUUGAUUUUGUGUUAAGUCACUUUUUUGGUGAAUAAGUUUUGUUAAGUGGGAUUUUUUUUUUUUUUUUAGUGAUGUUAGCAUGAGUGUUAUGUGUUAAUUUAUAUUAGUAGUAAUUUUUGUUCUAUUUGUGUUUAAAGUAGAUUUUAAGUUUGUAAGAUACUCAUUUAAAUCUAAUUUAUUAAAACUAUUUCAAAACAAAUCUAAAUGUUCUCUCCUCCCCCCCCCCCUUCUGAUAUUAUUUAAAAUAUUUUGAAAUCUUCAACAUAUCUUUUUUUAAUGUUGCCAAAAUAAAUUUUUUUAUUAUUUUGUUAAGUUUAAUCUAUUAACUAUUUAUUAAAUAAAUUAUUCUUUGCUAUAUAGUAAGCUGUAAUAUUUAUUAUUAAACUUAAAAUACUUUAAAAACACAUUCCAAGUUUAAAAAGAAAAUAAUUUGACCUUUAUAGAAAUUAAAACUUGGAAAAGUUCUAUUGAUAUUACAUAUUUCUUGAUAUUAUAAAAUUUGUAUUUUUUAAAAAACUUUUCCUCUUCCUUUAUGAAUGUAAUAGUAAUAUCUACCAUUUUAUUUUUAAUAAAUUAGAAAUUU
Messenger RNA from Argiope bruennichi, 4387 nucleotides. Its product is annotated as long-chain-fatty-acid--CoA ligase 1-like. Gene Ontology annotation, biological process: long-chain fatty acid metabolic process. Gene Ontology annotation, cellular component: endoplasmic reticulum; membrane. The record is from RefSeq and is a predicted model, not a curated record. NCBI's taxonomy places the organism in Eukaryota, Metazoa, Arthropoda, Arachnida, Araneae, Araneidae. Gene Ontology annotation, molecular function: long-chain fatty acid-CoA ligase activity. The coding region runs from base 196 to 2235 and encodes 679 amino acids. The transcript has 20 exons.